This is a messenger RNA of Eutrema salsugineum, 1328 nucleotides long. RefSeq names its product actin-related protein 2/3 complex subunit 2A. Gene Ontology annotation, cellular component: Arp2/3 protein complex; actin cytoskeleton. Gene Ontology annotation, molecular function: structural constituent of cytoskeleton; actin filament binding. The transcript is spliced from 10 exons. Gene Ontology annotation, biological process: actin filament polymerization; Arp2/3 complex-mediated actin nucleation. Bases 159 to 1124 code for a protein of 321 amino acids. The record is from RefSeq and is a predicted model, not a curated record. NCBI's taxonomy places the organism in Eukaryota, Viridiplantae, Streptophyta, Magnoliopsida, Brassicales, Brassicaceae.
GUUUAUCGAAGAAACGUUCAAGUUGUGACAGAGAAUCUCGGUCGUCUUUCUUGUCUCCGACGAGGCUCUUCUUCUUCUUCCGAUUAGAUCCCGUCGGAGAAUUCAGAGACUCUAGGGUUCGAUUUUUAAGUGUUUUGGAUAGUGCAAGAAAGUAAUCGAUGAUGUUACAGUCGCAUUCAAGGUUUCUCCUUCAGACGCUGUUGACGCGUGCUCAGAAUCUUGAUAAAGCAGUGGAGCUAGAUUAUCAAUGGAUCGAAUUCGAUGAUGUUCGUUACCAUGUUCAGGUGACAAUGAAGAAUCCAAACCUCUUGUUGCUUUCGGUUUCAUUACCAAACCCACCACCUGAAGCAAUGUCCUUUGAUGGGCUUCCAUUAGGAGCUAUAGAAGCUAUUAAAACCACUUACGGUACAGGAUUUCAAAUUCUUGAUCCUCCAAGAGAUGGUUUUAGUCUUACCCUGAAGCUCAAUUUCUCUAAAGUUCGUCCUGAUGAAGCUUUCAGGAACUCGUUACUAACGAAGCUAGCUUCCAUUAGAGAAGUGGUUAUGGGUGCGCCGUUGAAAAUCAUCUUCAAACAUCUAGCUUCGAGGACGCUUGCUCCUGAGCUAGAUAGGCUCGUAGCAAUUAUGCAUAGACCUAAUGAGACAUUUUUCCUCGUGCCUCAGGCGGAUAAAGUCACCGUGGCUUUUCCUAUGAGAUUUAAAGACUCUGUUGACACUAUUCUAGCGACUUCUUUCUUAAAGGAAUUUGUAGAGGCGAGGCGUGCUGCUGCGCUUAACAGUGCUCCUUCUUGUUCUUGGUCUCCAACUGCACCGCAGGAAUUGGAAGGAGCUCCUAAAGAAACACUAUCUGCUAAUGCCGGUUUUGUAACUUUUGUCAUUUUCCCUCGGCAUGUUGAGGGGCAAAAGCUUGAUCGUACUGUCUGGAAUUUGUCAACCUUUCAUGCUUAUGUUAGUUACCACGUCAAGUGCACAGAGGGAUUUAUGCACACCAGGAUGCGGCGUCGUGUGGAAUCUAUGAUUCAGGCUUUGGAUCAAGCAAAGCCAUUGGAGAAAACAAGAUCGAUGAACAACAAGUCAUUUAAACGGCUAGGACUCAACGAUGUCAAUCACACCAAUUCGAAGUAGUGAUCACUCACGAAGCAAUUUUGUAAAAUCUUGUGAGUAGCUAAGACAUGUUUUUUAUUGUUUUUUGUUUUUUGGGUUCAAAUUUGGAUUUUAGUACAAUUCUUUCAGAUUUUCUAUACGUGUUGUGAUCAUUCUAAAUACUUGACCAAAUGUAUGAUGUUAAAAUUGUAAGAACUUUACCUUGAAACAAACUAUAGAGGUUCU